Molecule: messenger RNA, 1482 nt
Organism: Letharia columbiana
Lineage: Eukaryota; Fungi; Ascomycota; Lecanoromycetes; Lecanorales; Parmeliaceae
Exons: 7
Coding region: 1-1482 (493 amino acids)
Biological process (GO): peptidyl-serine dephosphorylation
Cellular component (GO): protein phosphatase type 2A complex; cytosol
Molecular function (GO): protein phosphatase regulator activity; protein binding
Source: RefSeq, a predicted model, not a curated record
AUGGUUGCUCCCGAAGAGCCCACUCAGCCAACAUGGAAAUUCACCCAGUGUUUUGGCGAUAAGGGUGACGUUGAGGACAUAACCGAAGCGGACAUCAUUUCCACUGUGGAAUUCGAUCACACGGGCAAUUAUCUAGCAACGGGUGACAAGGGUGGACGGGUAGUGCUCUUUGAAAGGAACGAAUCGAAGAAAACUUGCGAAUAUAAGUUCCAUACCGAGUUCCAGUCGCAUGAGCCCGAGUUCGAUUACUUGAAAUCCUUGGAGAUAGAAGAGAAAAUCAACAAGAUCAAGUGGUGUAGAAGACAGAAUGCCUCUCACUACCUUCUCUCAACAAACGACAAGACAAUCAAGUUAUGGAAAGUCUUCGAGAAGUCGUUGAAGGUGGUGGCGGAAAAUAAUCUCUCACAUGAUCUCACUCCGGGUGGUGCUAUAGGAGGAGGUGGUGGCCCACCACGACCGAAUCCAAAUGUCUCAUUUCGCGAUGCUUCGUCUCUCAAACUUCCUCGCCUUACACACCAUGAUACCGUUGUUGCUGCGGUCCCUCGUCGAAACUACGCAAACGCACACGCCUACCACAUCAACAGCAUCUCUGUCAACAGCGAUGGGGAGACGUUUAUCAGCAGUGACGAUCUGCGUAUAAACUUAUGGAACCUUAAUAUACAAGACCAGAGCUUCAACAUCGUCGAUAUCAAGCCUACCAAUAUGGAGGAGUUGACCGAGGUGAUCACCGCUGCCGAGUUUCACCCACAAAGCUGCAAUUGGUUCAUGUAUGCAAGUUCAAAGGGCACGAUCAAGUUGGCUGAUAUGCGUGAAAAUGCUCUUUGCGAUCAGCACGCCAAACAGUUCGAGCAAGAAGAAGACCCGUCAGCGCGCUCCUUCUUUUCCGAGAUAAUAUCAUCAAUCUCUGAUGUACGGUUCUCACACGAUGGUCGUUAUAUUCUGUCUCGCGACUACCUGACUGUCAAGAUCUGGGACGUCAACAUGGAGCGGACCCCGGUCAAGACCAUCCCAAUUCAUGAGCACCUGCGACCUCGCCUAUGUGAUACGUAUGAAAAUGAUAGCAUCUUUGACAAGUUUGAGGUCGUUUUCUCUGGCGACGCAAAGAACGUAAUGACGGGCAGCUACAACAACAAUUUCAUGAUCUACCCAUCUGAUCCAGAGAGGGAGACGGAGGUCGUGCUUCAGGCUGACAAAUCCGCUUUCAAGCAAAAAAAGAUUGGCGUACCAACACCAAUCAAUUCAUCUACAAGCCCCACCAAUGGGCCAUCGAACAAGAAGGGCAACUCCAGAGCGGGCAGCCCAGCAGCAGGAGCAGGAGGACAAGGGGGCCGAAUGAAGAAGGAGACGGAUGCAGACCAGAUUGACUUCAACAAGAAGAUUCUGCACAUGAGCUGGCAUCCUUUUGAAGACAGUAUAGCCAUUGCAGCUACGAACAAUCUUUUUGUAUUCUCGGCAUUGCACGAACAGUCUCAGGACCUAUAG